GUAGUUUACAUUUGUUAUGCAGUGUCAAAUACAUGGAAUGCCUUGGCCAGUCCACAGAAGGAAAGGGUAAAAAAAGCUAAAGGAGGAGGAUCUGGACAAAAGAGCCACAGAGAGAGCCCCCUAAGAAUGUGAAUUUGCAUACUAAGCACACUGCGAGUCUUUAUGGUUUGUGGCAAGCAAGUGAUUUAGUUUGGUGGUGUUGGUCAGCAGCUUAGGGUGUUGGUGGACCAUGCUUGGAGGAAACUUGUUCAUUUAUCAUAUUGUUGGUUUGCCUUUUGCUGAGAGAGCAUGGUCCUGGGCCAGUGUGGGACUGACUCUCAAUCAUGGGACUUUUGAGUUUUACCAAAGAUAUUUGGCAUAGAACUAAAGCCAAGGAAAUGUUACCCAUCCCUUAAAUACUUCUGAGUCCUUGUGAAGAUUUCAUCUGCAAAAUUCUGCAUUUCCUGUGGCUGUGGGAUAACCUCAUUGCUGAAGUAUUACUUUUCUCUAGUUAACACAGGACUCACAGAUCACCAUCAGACCGGAGUGGUGGGAGCCUGACUGAUAGCAGUGGUAAUGAAGAUGGAUCUUUAUCAGAUGACUUUGAUGAUGAUGAAGGGAACUAUGCUGGAGUUGCUGAUCUCCAUGACAGUGAGGACGGCUUUGAUGAGUUUGAGCUCCCGGAGGCUCGUAAGAGGUUACAGAGUCUUGGGAGAAAGGCUCAGAAAGCGUUCAUGGUCGCAAAGGAGAUUAAAGACUCGGAGAAGGUGUUUGUUGAUGUCUUGAAACUACUUAAUGUGGACUUGAGGCAGGUUAUUGAUGAUAGUAGUGCAAAGAAUGGAGGCAAGCCAGUGAUAGAGAAAGCAGCAUUGGAUCAGAUUAUUGGUCAUCUACCACAACUUCAGAAAUUCAAUGAAGAUCUCCUUACUGAUCUGGAAACAAGAAUACGCAAUUGGUCUACUAAUCCAAAGAUAGCAAACAUCUUCCUCACCAAAGGCCAUUUCUUGAAGCUCUAUUCUCAGUAUAUCCAGGCCUUUGAACGGAUUACUGCAGCCUUUGAUGAAGCUUGUAGUAAGAAUCCAAUCUUUACACAGGUUGUGAAGGAAUUUGAGAUGAGUGAACGAUGUAGGAAUUUAGCGAUCAAGCACUACAUGUUGAAACCAGUUCAGAGGAUACCACAGUACAAAUUGCUACUAACAGAUUAUAUAAAACAUUUGGAUACGGACUCAGAGGAAUUCAAAGAGACAAAAGAUGCCCUUGCCAUAGUGAGUAUGGUAGCAAGCCAUGCCAACGAGAGUAUGAGACAAGGGGAUAACUUUGAAAAACUGUUAGCUAUCCAGCACAGUCUGAUUGGCAGUCAACAGAUUGUCAAACCAGGCAGGAGACUUGUCAAGGAAGGAGAACUUCUGAAAAUGUCAAGAAGAGUUAAUCAACCAAGAAAAUUCUUCCUGCUAACUGAUGUUCUUCUUCACACAACACAAUUACCAACUGGUCAAUAUAAACUCAACAAUGAUCUUUCUCUCGCAGGUAUGAAGGUUAAUCGAUCAAGCCAAGAGGAUAGCUAUGAACUGGAAAUUAUCAGCGUUCAGAGAUCCUUCACCCUCCUUGCUGCUUCAAAAGAGGACUGUGAAGCCUGGUACAAUGCACUGACCAAGACAAUUGAUGAAUAUGAGAACAAGAAAAGCACCUUUGACCAGAACAAACCAGAACAUAAAGGUUUGACUGAGGGUGAUACAUCAAGUCUUGGACGUAAAGCACCCUUAUGGAUACCAGACAGUAGAGUUACCAUGUGCAUGAUCUGUACAAGUGAAUUCACUAUUACAUGGAGAAGGCAUCAUUGUAGAGCAUGUGGAAAGGUGACAUGUGGCCAUUGUUCCAAGAACAAAGCACCAUUGAUGUAUCUGUCUGAUAAAGAAGCCAGAGUGUGUGAUAAAUGCUAUGAAACACUGGUCUUAUCUCAACAGAAAGAUGGGCAAGAGAGAAAGGAGAGAACCAAAAAUAAGACGAAUAAAGCCAAGAGGAAAAAAUCUAACAGACAACCUGUCAGAUCUACUGUUUUGCAGGUUGGUGCAAGGGACGAAUCUAAUUCUUCAAUGAGUGGAUAUCUUUGGUUGAGGGUGAAGAAGAAAGAUUGGAAGAGAAUGUGGUAUCGCAUCAAAGACAAGGUUCUCUAUACAUAUAAAGCAAGCGAAGAUGUUGUAGCCCAAUCUACUACACCACUACUUGGCUAUGCUGUCUGUGUUAUUAAUGAGGCAUUUGAAGGUUUUGAACCAGGUUUGAUUCUGCAACUCACCCAAGGAAGAAUGAAACAUAUUCUUAGAUCAGAGACACCCGAAGCAUGUGCGAGAUGGAAUGAGGCCAUGGUGGAAGCCAGUUGUUUGGAUUGAUUCAUCAGGUUUAGUCAGUAUGAAUUCACCUGUGUUGUCUCUGUGAAGGGACAAAUUAAUAACAUUGAAAUUCCAUUACGCAAGCAAAAAGAUGAAUCUCAUUGUGAAUACUUUACUAGGUGUAAAAUUGUCUUGCCUAUUUUGAUAACUGAAAUUAUUGUUGUAGCGUAAUUUAUACAGAUGAAAAAAAGGUGUCAAUUUUCUGUUAUUCUUAGCCAAAGGUCACAUAUAUCUUGAAUGUUAGCACUGUAUGUUGAUUGCACUGUGUCGUAUCUAUAGAUCAAACAUUCAUUGGGUUUUUUUUAGUUAACAUUUCAGUGCAGGGCUCAUUUUUGUAGCUGUACAUGUUUUCUAUGCAACCGUAUCAUUCCAGGAGGCCAUAUUGUGGUUGAUGUUAUUUCAAGUAUAGAAUAGACUUGUCAAUUUUUAGCAUGUAAAAUUAUUAUGGUUGUAUUGCAAUAAUUGGUUUCUGUUAUUCCUUUGUGAACUAAAAAGUAGGCAUAAGGCACUUAACCUUAAUUCUCCCGGGGGGGGGGGGA
Messenger RNA from Lytechinus pictus (painted urchin), 2905 nucleotides. RefSeq names its product FYVE, RhoGEF and PH domain-containing protein 6-like. Gene Ontology annotation, molecular function: guanyl-nucleotide exchange factor activity; metal ion binding. The transcript is spliced from 18 exons. The record is from RefSeq and is a predicted model, not a curated record. Gene Ontology annotation, cellular component: cytoplasm. Bases 714 to 2366 code for a protein of 550 amino acids. Lineage: Eukaryota; Metazoa; Echinodermata; Echinoidea; Temnopleuroida; Toxopneustidae.